Molecule: messenger RNA, 1710 nt
Organism: Amaranthus tricolor (Joseph's coat)
Lineage: Eukaryota; Viridiplantae; Streptophyta; Magnoliopsida; Caryophyllales; Amaranthaceae
Exons: 7
Coding region: 1-1710 (569 amino acids)
Molecular function (GO): nucleic acid binding; RNA-DNA hybrid ribonuclease activity
Source: RefSeq, a predicted model, not a curated record
AUGCCAGGUAUUGACCCUGAGAUAGUCACUCAUAAAAUAAGUGUCCAUGAAGGAGUCAAGCCUAUUAAACAGAAGAAAAGAAACUUUGGUUUUGAAAAAGAUAAAAUCAUUGAAGAAGAAGUUCAAAAGCCGCUAGAUGCUGGUUUCAUUGAGGAAUGUCUCAACCCAGAAUGGCUUGCUAAUGUUGUUUUGCUAGUUGAUUCAACUGCUGGAUAUACUCUUUUAUCAUAUAUGGAUGCCUUUUCUGGCUAUCAUCAGAUAUUUAUGGACCCUGCUGACAAAAAGAAACGGCAUUUAUAUGCUCAACAUGGGGAAACCUACCAGAGGGUAAUGGAUAAAAUCUUCAAAAUUCAGAGGGGUAGAAAUUUAGAAGUAUAUGUAGAUGAUUCAAUUGUAAAAAGCUACUUAGUUAGUCAAAGAGGUAUUGAUGCCAAUCCGAAAAAGGUUCAAGCAGUCAUUGAUCUGACAGAACCUAAGAAUAGGCAUGAAUUUAUGCAAUUAACAGGGAGGAUGGCAGCUCUUUCCAGCAGAGAAAAUCAUGCCAUUUUCCACAGUUUUAAAAGCGUUUGCUGUAAUAGUUACUGCCAGAAAAUUAAGGCCUUAUUAGUGGUAGUCUUAACAGACCUACUAUUAGAGAAAAGUAUGGUGAAAAUAGAAAGAUCUGGAAGACUGGCAAAAUGGGCUGUUGAAUUUAAUGGUCUCGGAGUACAAUUUCAACCCAGAAGAGCUAUAAAGGGUCAAGCAUUGGCAGAUAUUUUUGCUGAAUGGGGAACACAAGAUGAAAGUGAGGAACCUAUCUGGAAACUAUUAACCGAUAGGUCAUCAAGACUCGUUGGUGCAGGGGCCGGAUUGGUAUUAAUCACCCCAGAAGGGAAAGGUAUUGAAUACGCUUUGAAAUUUCAAUUUAAAGCUACCAACAACGAAGCUGAAUAUGAGGCUGUCAUUGCUGGGUUACAAUUGUGCAAAGCCCUGGAAGCGAGAAGGAUCAAUCUUAAAACUGAUUCACAGCUAGUUGUGAAUCAGAUUAAAGGGAGUAUAAGGCCAAAGAUGCUACCCAGAUCACAGAAUGAGCAAGUAGAUGCACUUUCUAAAUUAGGAAGUUCCAGUAUGCAGAAUUUAAAAAGGUCAGUCUUAGUAGAAGUUAAACCCGUAAGUUCAAUUCAUGAAGACGCCACAUCUGUCUUCGAUAUUGGAAGCAGAGAUCUCCCAGAUUGGAUGAAAGAUCUCAUCCAAUACAAAGAAAAUGGAGAACUUCCAGCAGAUCCAGUUCUUGCCAGAAAGAUGAAAAUGAAGUCACUAAAAUUUUGUAUGGUAGAUGGCGAAUUAUAUAAAAAGGCAAAAAAUGGUCCUCUGUUGAAAUGUGUAACUCCAUCAGAAGCUAACUACAUCCUAAAAGAAGUCCAUGAAGGAUAUUGUGGUCAUCAUUUGGGAGCUAGGGCUCUGGCUCAUAAAGCUUUCAGAAUUGGUUAUUAUUGGCCCACAGCAACAGAAGAUUCCAGAAACUUGUGUAAUGGACAAGCCGAAGCAACCAAUAAACAAAUUCUAUAUGGGCUCCAGAAGAAGCUGGAAGAUACAAAAGCAAAAUGGAUUGAUGAAAUCUAUAAUGUACUAUGGUCCUCACGAACAACUGUGAAGGAGGCAACUGGUCAAACACCUUUCAAGCUUGUUUAUGGUUCAGAAACACUCUUACCAGUUGAGAUUGGAGUAUAG